Messenger RNA from Xiphias gladius (swordfish), 1411 nucleotides. RefSeq names its product centromere protein N (gene cenpn). Bases 147 to 1184 code for a protein of 345 amino acids. NCBI's taxonomy places the organism in Eukaryota, Metazoa, Chordata, Actinopteri, Istiophoriformes, Xiphiidae. The record is from RefSeq and is a predicted model, not a curated record. The transcript has 10 exons. Gene Ontology annotation, biological process: chromosome segregation; CENP-A containing chromatin assembly.
UUGGUCGGUUCGUUUGCUCUUUUGUCGGCGGCUUCUUUGGAUUUUCUCAACUGUACCGCGCCCGUUGGACGGAGCCGAGAGUUGGAUUAAACUCGAACGCUAUCAUCAAGGGCAGGAGCUAGAUUUCGACUACUGCCUGGAGAAGAAUGGAUGACUCUACUCGGCGCUUACUGCAGCGACUCAUAAGACGGAUACCGACUCAGAUGUUAAAAACAACGCUGGACAAAUGGGGCCGUUUGACGGUGGCGCAGCGGCAAUCCGUGGAUUUUACGCAGUCAAAAUGGGCGUUGACGGAGAAACUGCUCGCCAUCUGCGAAGAAAAUGAGUGGACAGCUAAACACAUCACAGAACUCGAGAUGAUAUAUGUCACUGAGAAUCCAAACCAGGGGAUGUGGUAUGCCCUCCAGCUCAUGGACCCUGAAGAUGAUGCUCACUCUGUAGAGCUGACACAGUUCAAGGAGCAAUUUAAAUCUCACCUCAGAGAGCUCGUAAACCAUGUGUCUCUCAAAAUAAAGAAGCACACAGAUGAAGCUAUAUGGAUUCGGAUUGCAUGGGGAGACAGCUUCUCUCGGCCCAACCACCUGAAACCAACAUAUGUUGUUCACCAUCUUCAAACCCCUUAUGUCUUUGUGACCAGCCUGACAUCAAAGCAUAAGCCCCUGUUAUCCCAGGCCUUGGUUCUGUCCACCAGAUAUCACGGUAUUAAGGAUGCUAACCUCAGUGGACGGAAACUCACUGCCAUCAGGGACCUGCUGAUGAGGCAAUAUCAACAGGUGUUUCCCACUAAAUAUCCCAGCCCUCUUGCAGAAAAGAAUGAACCUGUCUCAAACCCACACAUAGAAAGAGAACAAGCUGGGCAUGUAGCAAACAGGCUUCAGAUGGCCUGCGAGGCCUUUGGUGAUGGGAUGUUGCCUCAACUACAGUCCGCAGUUUACAAGCUGGAGACAAAAUUCAGAGACCACGCCAACAAGACCAUGACAGAGCGGGAGGAGCCUUUCAGAUGUGUUGUUAAAUUUGCAAGCACCAACCUCCUGGAGUCACUCAGGCAUUGUGCAUCCUCAGGAAUUGCCUCCACCCCUGUCACCCCUCUGCUCUCCUCUAUUCCUCUAAAAGGAAGGAACUAUUUUGUCAUCACAGACAAUGGCCCUGGUCCCUCCUCACAAAUAAACCCACCGAAGAACUGAUGGGCCACAGACCCUCGAUUUAAAGGACUCACAGUGUAGCCUGUUCUUAUGUCUACUAUGUACAGUCAACCCAUGGUUUACUUUUACUAUUCUGUUGUUGAUCAUCUUGUUAACAUGGCUCUGUAAUUGUCAUGGCUCCCUGGAUUUCAGAAUCAAUUAAUGUUCUGUUAUGUCUUUAUGCGCUUGCAGUUGCAACUCUCAGUAUUUGUCAAUAAAUGAUUUUAUGU